UUUCCAUUUGCCUUCGUUUUCCUGUUUUCACCAGAACGAGCGAACAGAACAACAAUAACCACUUCCUUUCUCCCUUUCUCCUCUCUUUCAUUCCUUUCAAACUAUAUACCACCAGCCCCCACCGCCAUAGCUAAUAACUCGAAAACGCGGGAAGAAGAAUCCGGAUCUCCUCCCCCUUGACUUCGGUCCCGCCAUUUCUGCCUCCUUAACCUUCUCUAAUCCUCACAAAACCAAAACAAUUCGGGAAUAUUCUCCAUACCACAAAUUGCCUUGCACGUUAAGCGAUUCCCCCCUCCUCUCCCUUUCAACUCCUUUCAACCUCCGUCUUCCGGUCAGGUAGGCGGAGCUGCUGCUGCCUCGUUUCAUUCCUUUUGCUCGUCUCCGGCGAGAGUGAUUCGGUGUUUUUUUCUUCUUCCGAAUUCUCUUUUUUUUCCCCUUCCAAAAUUCGUUCUGGUUUUUGCAAACGCCUCGUGUUUUUGACAAUGUUCGUUGCUGGUUGAUCUCUUCGGCCGGUCCAUCGCAUAAAUUCUUUGCCUCUUCUGCUAUAUCUCACCUCCGCCUGCUUCUGUUAUGAAGUUCGGAGGCGAUUGUUUCUUUUCCUCUCCUGCCUCUCUUCCACUUCUGUGGAAUUCCUCUUCAGCUUCUCAACAAGAGGUUUGCGUUGACUUUGGAGGUGAUUUGAGCUUGUAUAGAGAGUUUGAUGGGGAAAGCUGACGAUGAGAGAUGCGUUUUUCCUUUAACCAGUCUGCAAAUCGGAGACUUGCAGUCGUAUCUUUCGGAUCUUAGAUUGUAUGUGGCCUUCGAAAGUAAGAAGCUAUACAUCUUGGUGGACAACCGACCAUGGUUGAGGAGCCUGGGUUCGCGGCCAGCACACUUGUGGCAGUUGAUGGUUACAAAGUCAAGGUUAUCUCCAUUUGCAAACACCAAAGGACAGAGAGGGAAAAGGGAGUGCAAGGGAACUUCUUGUCCUCAAUCUAAUUCCAGCAAGGCAACGAAUAUUGAGAAAUGGUUCUCACUGAUCGAUGCAAAAAACUUCUCUCAGAAGGCAGGUUUAUUGCCAGUGGAGAAGUUGAGAAAGUCGUUAUUCUUGAGCAGUGAGCUGCACAGAACACUCUAUGGUUUUAUAGUGUUUGAAGUUGCUUGGAGUAACGUUCGAGGUAUUAAUUACUUGAAUGAACUUCAGACAGACACAUCUCUGGCAGUCGAGGCGAAAGUUAUGCAAAGAUGGGAAUUUGAUUGUAUAUCUCAGGCAUCAAGGUCUAUCGCUUCUUGGUUUUCAGGAACAUUGCCCGAGCAGUUGCAAUUGAAGGAGUACCUGGAUUCUGCUACAGGAGAUAUAUUCUAUGAUGCAAAACAAAAAUUUUCAAGAACAGGUUCUUUCAAUGAUGAUGAUGAAGAGACCGUUGGAGGUAAUCGGUGGUCUGUGAAUUCCUCAUCCAAUAGUCUCAGUGAUUCUGACGAUAUUCAAGAUGAUUCUGAGCCACACACACCUCCACCAAGUGGGCCCUACAAGAGAAGAAGGGUAACUAAGUCGAUUGCCUCAGGAGUCAAAGUUGAUUUUUAUUCUGAAACACAGGGCAGGAGCAAAGAUUUGUUGCACAACUCGGAGACUGAUGGCAGCAGCAACAAUUGUGAAAAUGGUAGUCUUGAAGCUAAGCAGUACAAGGACGUGCUAAUUCUGAUGAGGUUUGAUGACCAUGACCUCCCUUUUAAGCUGAGGCAAAUCAUAAUGGCUGACCUUCGGUUAUUGACCCUCUUAGAGGCAGGGCUUCCGUCAUGGGUAAUCUUUCUGCAAUCAUAUCCUGGGUUUUGCCAUCUUUAUCGCCCGUGGAUGUGUCCGCUAGCUAGAGCUUUAUACGUCUCCAUCUCGAUUGUCACUGUCAUAAUAGGCUUCUACGAUCUUUACAAAAAUGUUCCUGUUCUCAAGGCGACUGCAUCUCGAUUAUGUGGGCCACUUUUUGACUGGAUAGAGACCUGGGAAAUGGUCUCCAGGAUCAAGUAUCUGGGGACCAUGCUGUUUCUUCACAAUUUCCAGAAGGCUGUCACCUGGUCCCUAAUGAUCACUCGAACUUUCCGGUCUUUCCUCUCGGUUUUCACCCAACCUCUGGUUGGUCCGUUAGUGGAAUUAGUAGGGUUUCUCCUUCCAUUGUGGAAUGAAGUCAUUGAAGUAGUUGAGCAGUUAUUCUCAGUAGUCUGGCUUGUGGUGGGAACCACUUGCAAUGUGGUUGGAGAUGUUCUCGAGUUUUUUCUGUGGCCGAUAUGGGUUAUCAUCUCUUUUGUAUGGAACUUUGCGACUUCAAUCUUAUAUCCCAUCUUCUGGAUUCUGUGGGAAGUGAUCUACACCCCAGUUCGCAUGGUUCUUGCACUAGCCAGCUUCCUGGCUGGAAUUUUGGGUGUGAUGGUGCAGUUGAUUGUAGAUGUUUGGCAAUCUAUGAGUAGCAUAGCGCAGCUCGCUUCAGCAUCCGAGGCGUCAGUGAACACGUACCAAGUUUCCAUGUGGAAAUCACUUUGGAGCGACCUUUUCUCACAGGUCUUUCGUGCCGUCAGAAGUAUUCUGAAUGGUUUUGUGGCUUUUUUCACAGCAUGCAACAGACAUCGCCUCAGCAUAUACAACCAUCUACAAGAUUUCAUCCGGAGACUACUCGGUGGAGCUCAGAGAUUUCAGACUUUCGAUUCCAGGCCUAGUUGGAAGUCAUACGAGCCGCGUAAUCUAUCCGAUUCAUACGGGGACUGCAGACAGGGUAGCUCGCCUCGUCGAAUGCCAACUGUGCGUAUUUCCAAGUUGAAGAAGCAGAGGUGAGUCAAGUUCUCUACAAUCAACACGAAAUAUGAAAAACCUUGGUAGCAGUUUUUGUAGGAGAAAGAAACAAAGAGAGAAUAGUUUCUUAUUUGUUUCUAACCAACACCGUUAGGAAUAAUCUUUCAUUCUUUGCUUCCGUUUUUUGGUUUCUUUCCCAUGCUAGUUCCUUCGUGGUUUCCUUUUCCCCUCUAUUCAGCUAGUAUCUCUUGUUUGUUUCUGAACAGUUCUGCGGUACUCAUAGGUGUUGUAUUGUUGUAUCUUUGUUGUAAAUAGCAUGCGUAUUGUAAAAGCCCUCUUCUAUGUGCAGUAAAAAAUAGAAAGAACCAAAAUUGCAGUUCAUUACCUUGAUUCGUUUAAGGCUUUGGCGACGAAGCAUUCUGGUCAUAGAGUUUAUAGUUACUCAAACGCAACAUUAACAUACUGUAGCCACGACAACUUUUCCAAACGUCUGGCAACGUGAGAUUGUAUACGGAGGCGAGAAAUUGAGAUUAUGAUGAACCAUCAAAACGUCUUAGUGUGUGUGGCGCCACUGUUUAUUGGUUUUUCAAUUUUCAUUAUCCAACUUUGACGCCUGCAUUGCAUGCACAACUGCUGAAAAUGUUGUAGUGGCACCUAUUGAUGAGGCUCCAGUUACUGAAUUCCUGGCUUAGAAUGGUUUGCCAAAUUCUUCAUUUUUGGAAAAGAGUAGGAAAACAAAAGCAUUGCAAGAGGUGCGUGGACGCCCACAAAUACGUUGCUGGGCUGCUGGAAGUGGAACAUGACUCGUGAAUGAAUUGGGAAUUUGAGAGAAUAUAAUGUGUCAUGAUUUGCAUACGCAGUGGAAUCGAGCGAUCCAGGGAGCGAUUGAUAAUCAGAGAAGAAUGUUAAUCAUUAUAUCUAUGGUUAGAAAACCCGCUUGAGACUCACUGUGACUUUUUUUUUCUCAUCCGUGCUUCGUUAAUAACAGCUAGGGAUUUCGAAUCCCCAAUUCCAUUCAGCUCGACCGUUGGAGGAGAGCGGGACUCAUCAAUUGAAGAAGAAGAAGAUUCGGUUUAACCAAUACUCACCGUCUUGGCUUAAACUCAUCGUUUUAUCUUGUUUCCUUUACUGUGUCGUUUUUGCUAUCUCUCUGUACUAGCUUCGCUUUUCUGUCAAGUUUCCUAUUGUUUCCUUUUCAAGUAAAGAGACAGCUUGUAUCAGGAACUUGUCUUCUUCUGUAAUGGCUUCAGUAUAAGAAGCAAAGUGAUCAAUGAGAAAGGCUUCAAGCCUUAGGGUUUCAACCUU
Messenger RNA from Linum tenue, 4063 nucleotides. The record is from the annotation of a GenBank genome assembly. NCBI's taxonomy places the organism in Eukaryota, Viridiplantae, Streptophyta, Magnoliopsida, Malpighiales, Linaceae.